Messenger RNA from Phyllostomus discolor (pale spear-nosed bat), 461 nucleotides. RefSeq names its product secretoglobin family 1D member 2-like. The transcript is spliced from 3 exons. Gene Ontology annotation, biological process: signal transduction. Lineage: Eukaryota; Metazoa; Chordata; Mammalia; Chiroptera; Phyllostomidae. The record is from RefSeq and is a predicted model, not a curated record. Bases 78 to 398 code for a protein of 106 amino acids.
UGGGCUCCCCAAGGCUGCUGAGUCCUGCUGCUAACUACUCAUUGUUUGCUAAAGCUGAACUCAAAGCAACAUCAACCAUGAGACUGUCCCUGUGUGUCCUGCUGGUCACUCUAGCCCUUUGCAGCUAUGAGGCAAAUGCAAAAGUCUGUCCAGCUCUUAUAUCUGAAGCUAAGGGCUUCUUUUUUGAACCUGAAGAGCUCUACAACAUCAGUCUUCUGAGAUUUUUUCCCCCUAGAGAAGCUCGCAAGGCCAAGAUGAAAGUGAAGCAAUGUGUAGAUCUUCUGCCUAAAGAGGACAGACUGAAAAUUUACAGUGUUGUGGAAGAUGUAGUGUCCCAAUGUAAACUAGACUUUAAAUAUCUUACACAUGAGAGCCUCUGCCAUUCAAGGAUGGCCUGAUCACCCCUGGAAAAUAUGAAGGUUUCAACGUCUUGCUUCAAUAAAGUACUUGCCCUGCACUUC